Molecule: messenger RNA, 3130 nt
Organism: Hermetia illucens (black soldier fly)
Lineage: Eukaryota; Metazoa; Arthropoda; Insecta; Diptera; Stratiomyidae
Gene: Rhau
Product: ATP-dependent DNA/RNA helicase DHX36
Exons: 17
Coding region: 183-3065 (960 amino acids)
Cellular component (GO): cytoplasm; intracellular anatomical structure; nucleus
Molecular function (GO): DNA helicase activity; G-quadruplex RNA binding; ATP binding
Source: RefSeq, a predicted model, not a curated record
UACGUCUGGACUUAUUGUUGAUAGUUUGUUUAUGAGAACGGAUUUAUAAUCAUUGGCUCGUUCUAGCGUUUCCUUAAUGAAGUAGUUGUAAAUGUUUGAGAGUGAAAUCUUGUUUAAAACAUAUACAUUUUAGCAAACAAUAAGUUGGAAAAUCCCAACCAACCUCCGACUCGAACAUAACCAUGGAAAGCAACAACGAUGAACCGCGGCGUUUGGAUGGAAGAACAGUUUCCGGUCUGCAGCAGGCACUUAGAGAGCAAGCAAUACGAGCAAUGAACCGCGGUGGCCGUUCACAUCACGGUCGAGGUGGCGGCAGGCAUCGCGGAAGACCGCCAGGACUCCGGGGCAGGGAAAUCGGCAUGUUUUAUAGGCAACGCGCCAUGGAACGGGAGCAGCAGGAAGAACUUGAAUCCUUCGUCCUUCUACAACCGGAAAUCAUAGUCAAAGUGCAAAAAAUGCUCAGCGAGUAUGAUAGCGCUUCCACGUCUACAUUUCGUUCGGAAUUCGAAAAUUAUUUCAAAUCAAUUCGAUCGACAAGUUUUGAACAGAAUAUGAAGGAGAAACUGUUGGAAUCGUGCGUAGAACAGGAUGACAGGCUCGAUGAAAAGAUGAUGAUCGAAUAUGAUGAGAUGAUGGACAAUUUGAAGUUCCAAGAAAACAUGAUCACUCGCGAGAAGUUACCAGUUAACACGAAGAAAGAGGAAAUACUCAAUGCCAUUGCUUCAAAUCAGGUUGUUCUCAUAUCAGGCGACACAGGUUGCGGUAAAACAACUCAGGUCCCUCAAUAUGUCCUGGACUCGUAUCUCUCCUCCGGGAAGGCAUCCCUUUGCAAAAUCUUCUGUACGCAGCCUCGUCGGAUUUCGGCAAUCACAGUCGCUGAGCGUGUGGCCUGGGAACGAGCGCAACAUUUAGGAGAGUCAGUUGGCUACCAGAUCCGUUUGCAAAGUGUCCUUCCGCAUGAGCGAGGAUCCAUAACGUACUGUACGACGGGAAUACUUCUAAAACGACUGGAGUCUGACCCACUUUUGAACGGUAUAUCACAUAUUUUUCUUGAUGAAGUGCAUGAGAGAGACGUGAAUACAGAUGUGGUUAUGGGUCUCCUGAAAGAGAUCAUAUCUCAUCGACCGGAUUUAAAAGUGAUUCUCAUGAGUGCCACAUUCAACACAAGCACUUUCUCAGCAUAUUUCAAUAAUUGUACAAAUAUCGAGGUACAAGGAACUCUGUUUCCUGUAACAGAAUUUUAUUUGGAGGAUGUUUUAGAAGAGACGAAAUUCGCAAACUUCCCUGAGGAAGUUCAACGCAAACGUCCGAAAUGGGAGAAAUACCGCAACAAGUAUAAGCAAAGCGAUUCAUUGGACGACUACACCAGCUUCAUUGAACCAUACGCUCGAUCGGUUCAAGACAAAUACUCGAAAUUCGUAAUUGAAGGGAUCAAGAAUCCUAAUUCAGAAAAAAUCAAUGUGGACUUGUUAACUGCUCUAAUUUUUCAUAUUUCAUUUAACAAACCUGCAGGAGCGAUUUUAGUUUUCCUGCCAGGCUACGAAGCGAUAUCCAAAUUACACACUUCAAUAACUAAUUCCAAGUUUUAUUCCGCGGAAAAGUUCAAAGUUUAUGCUUUACACUCCAUGAUGCCAACUGCUGAUCAGAAAUCUGUUUUCUCAAGACCACCGGAAAAUGUUCGAAAAGUUAUAAUUUCCACGAAUAUUGCCGAAACAUCGAUAACCAUCGAUGAUGUUGUUUAUGUGAUUAAUUCAGGUAAAUCAAAAAUGACAAAUUAUAAUCCUGAAACGAAGCUUCAAACUCUUGAGGAAGUUUGGACGACAUUGGCCAAUAAUAAGCAAAGGAGAGGACGAGCAGGUCGUGUUCAACCAGGAAUUUGCUAUCAUUUGUUCACGAGAGCUCGCGAAUUUACAAUGGAUGCUCUUCCGACACCAGAAAUUCUCCGAACUAGGCUAGAGUCGGUCAUACUUAACUUAAAAAUGCUACGAAUUCAUGACGUCGCUCAGUUCCUUAGAAAGCUUGUAUCUGUGCCUGACGAUUCUGUCGUGCAAACAAGUAUUGCAUUGCUUAAAAGAUUAAACGCUCUUGAUGAACGCGAAUUUAUUACUCCGCUCGGUCUUCACUUAGCCCGUUUACCAAUCGAUCCACAAAUCGGAAAAAUGAUCCUCCUGGCUGCGCUAUUUAAAUGUGUGGAUCCCAUAACUUCUGUUGCAGCAAAUUUAUCCUUCAAGGACCCAUUCUAUAGGCCACUGGGCAAGGAAAAACUUGUUGAUGACAUUCGUGUAAAAUUUUCAAAAGAUACAAAGAGUGACCACUUGAUGGCUGCUAAUGUUAUUACUGAAUACAGAGAGGAGAAGCGAAAAGGCAACGAGAGAUCGUUCUGCUAUGAUAAUUUCCUUAGUAUAUCGACAUUGAAUCAAUUGGAAAAAAUGAAAGGACAAUUCACUGAUUUACUCAUGGAAGCCAGAUUUCUUGAAAGCUCAGAUCCGACGGAUCCGAAAAAUAAUUAUAAUUCAUCAAACUUAGAUUUACUAAGAUCAAUAAUAUCAGCAGGACUAUAUCCAAAUGUCGCUAAAGUGAGGAGAGUGAAAAUCUGUAAAAGGAGAGUAGAUCCUCGAAUGGACAUAAUCACUCCGGAGGAUGGUAGAGUGUCCUUCCAUCCUUCUUCGAUCAACAGCAAACAAACAGGUUUCGAGUACAAAUUUUUCGCUUAUUUUAUGAAGCAAAAAUCAACCGCUAUAUAUUUAUUCGACACAACAAUGAUAAAUCCACGGGCGCUUUUGAUUUUCGGCGACGGAGAGGGUGCAGGAUUUGAUCAACUUGGAAACCAUUUUAUAUUAUUGGGUGACAGUUUUCGAUUUCGUACCAAUCGUGUCUCGGCAGAAGUGAUUUUGAAAUUACGAGAAAAGUUUGAUGAAUUGUUACAAAAGAAAGCGAUAAAUCCCGGACCAGUAGAUCCGGAAAGCGAGGAUGCCUUGCUAUUGGGUGCAAUUACUGAAGUAUUGAAUGCUGGUCGAUUUAGUGGUCACCCGGACUAUUCUUCAGAUGAAGGAAAUGUGAUGUGAUUUUAAGGAAUGAAAUGUAAUUUAUUGGAAAAAAUAUUGCAUACUUUCAUUUACUUUGGUUUUAA